Messenger RNA from Drosophila subpulchrella, 2764 nucleotides. RefSeq names its product aprataxin-like protein (gene Aptx). The record is from RefSeq and is a predicted model, not a curated record. Gene Ontology annotation, biological process: single strand break repair; double-strand break repair. The transcript is spliced from 5 exons. Lineage: Eukaryota; Metazoa; Arthropoda; Insecta; Diptera; Drosophilidae. Gene Ontology annotation, cellular component: nucleus. Gene Ontology annotation, molecular function: mismatched DNA binding; single-strand break-containing DNA binding; double-stranded RNA binding.
UAGCGUUUGUUUUGUUUGUUUUUUUUUAAUCUGCUUGAUAAAAUACACAUUUAUUUGGUUAGAAUAAGAGAUAAUUUUAAAGAGCAUUCAUUUGCUAUGUCUUGGUCAAAUGGGCUGGUCAAGGAAAUCUUAAAACCCGAAAGCUUGAUCAUUUCAUCAGAAAUCGGCGUUGUUAUAGCAGACAAGUUUCCCAAGGCGAAACAUCACUAUUUGGUAAUCCCAUUAGCCGAUAUUCCCAGCAUAUUUCAUUUGAAUAGGAGCCACCUGCCGCUCUUAGAGGAGCUCCAUCUUUUGGCCAGAAACGUUGUUGAGGUGAAAGGCGUCCGCUGGGAGGAUUUCAAGGUUGGUUUCCACGCGGAACCGAGCAUGCAAAGGCUCCACUUGCAUGUCAUCUCCAGAGAUUUCGUAUCACCAAGUCUAAAGACCAAGAAACAUUGGAACUCCUUCAACACCGAUCUAUUUGUGCCCUACAAAAAACUGUGCUCUGAGCUGGAAAAGGAGAAUAGUAUUUCGCGACUGCCGAAAUCGCUGAAAGACGAACUACUGGCCAAGCCUCUGAUCUGUAACCAGUGCGAAUUUAUUGCGAAAAAUUUGCCAACACUCAAGGAACAUCUGUCUGAGCACCUCCAAGAUUUUACUGGCAAGAACCGAGAAGAGUCAACUGGAAAUCUGAUCCAGUUGCCAGCACUACCGGCUGAUUUUAGGCAGAUGAGUCAGAGCUUUUCCUGUUUAAAUUUCGGUGAUUUACACAAUUGUUAAGGAGGCUAGUCCAAUAAAAUGGAGCAGGAUGAGAAAGCAUAUUUUCGGGAUGAGCUAAAGCGCAAGCUUAAUGAUAAGAGAAACUUUCUCAUCGAAAGUGAUCUGGCGGUGGUGAUCAAGGCGGAUUACCCCAAAUCCCAAUAUCAUUUUCGGGUGGUGGCUAAGGAAGAGUUACGAGAUGUAACUAAGUUAACUGAAGAACAGCUGCCCCUGCUGGAUCACAUGAUGGAGCUGGCCAAUCAAAUAAUCGAAAAGCAGGACCACCUGGAGUCGCGUAACUUUCGCAUAGGUUUCAAAGUCCACACGUUCUGGAACCGUCUGAAUCUGCACGUGAUUUCUGACGACUUUUAUUCCAUGGCCAUGAAACGUCCGCGCCAUUGGAAUAGCUUUAACACAGAACUUUUUAUGCCCUUUCAAAUGGUCCAUAUGAUGCUCAGCGUACAGGGCUCCAUUGAGCCCAUGUCGGAAGAGAGGUACAAGGAGCUGCAAAUGAAGAUGCCCUUGCGGUGCAAUCAGUGCGAUUUUGAAACCAAUUUGCUGCUGGAGCUGAAGGCUCACCUAUUUCAUCAUUGGAACCACAAAGAAGGCGAGCGUGAGCACAAGAAAAAACUAGACAAAAUAACUCAAAUGAUAGACGAGGCGAAGCUGGAUGCGGCGGUGAAACCAGCUGAGCCAUCUGAACUGUCUACCCAAAGUCAGCCAUUAGCUGAAAAUACCCAGAUUCCCAUUCAAAACUCAAGGAAUCCCUUCCGAACUCCACAGCAACAGCAGGCUCAGCAGCAGGCAGAUAAUGGAUAUGCCCCCGUAAACGUAAACGGACCACCGGUAAACAUGAUGAAUCAGCAGAACCCCAACAAUCCUUUCCGAAACACUCCGCCUCUCAAUAUCCAAUCGCUGAAUCCGCCGCAAGUCAAUAGAUUUAAUUAUCGACCAUCCGUUUACAUGCCUCGCGGCCCCAUGUCACAUCAAGGACCUCGGGCUAAUUGGAAUGGUCCUCGUUUUCCACCUAAUCAACAGCAAAACAACUUCAGGCCUCCGGGAUUCCAAGCGCCGCCUCAAAUGAACCAGCAGGGCCCUCCGCCUUAUCCAAAUCAGGCAUUUGUCGGCGGCGGAGCUGGACCAAGUGGUCAACAAAAUGGAGCAAGACCCAAAUGGAUUCCACAAAAUCCCCCAUACCAAAACCAACAGAAUCCGAACCAACAGUUUCGGCAGAACUACAAUCCUCAGCAGUCAAAUCAGAAUCCAAAUCAGCAAAUUCGCCCAUAUUUAAAUCAACAGAAUCGUCAAAAUCCUCGUCAACCAAAUCAACAACCGCGUCCAAAUAUGAAUCCCAAUCAAGUGAAUCCUCAAAACACUACUAAUCAAAAUCGCCAGAAUAAUAAUCACCAAAACCGCCAGAAUAAUUAUCAGCAGAACAAGAACAAAAACAAAAACCCAGCAAACCAAAAAAACCAGCAGCAAUCUGUUGGAAAUCUUCAGAGUCAAGGAGCUCAGGCUCCACCACCUUCAAAUAAUUCCAAGCCAGCUGAGACUUCCUAGGAUCCCUUAUCCUAUUGAAUCAACGGAUUUAAACAGCCCAUUUUUACUAUAACAAACUAUUUAAAAAUGGUUAAUACACACUUAAAAUAGGUUAGCCAGGAAAGCAGAUCCCUUCUUUAAUUGGCAUCACCGCUCAUUUCUUCAAAGCUUUACAAGUAUGUUAUGUCUGUUAGCAUUUUAAAAUCAUAUAUUGAAAUUUCCUCUUUUUAAAGAAAUGAGAAUUGAAAUGCAAUAGAAUAUUUUAUAUUGACGUACCAGGAAUAAUGGCUGGUUGGUUAUACAUAUACCAUAUUUAGCAUGACAAACGAUAAUCUUACUUUGCUACCAAAAAAUUGUGUGAAAGACUUUGAAAAAACUGAUUUUAUGAAAUAUAACUGUUAUUUCGACAAAAUUCAAACUGUAAACAUAUUUAUAUUCUGCAUUAAAAUGUUUAUUUAAUAAACUCGCAUUUAAAACACAACCCAAA